This is a messenger RNA of Magallana angulata, 2669 nucleotides long. RefSeq lists its product as uncharacterized. The transcript has 14 exons. The record is from RefSeq and is a predicted model, not a curated record. Lineage: Eukaryota; Metazoa; Mollusca; Bivalvia; Ostreida; Ostreidae. The coding region runs from base 30 to 2219 and encodes 729 amino acids.
UAGUCACGCGGAUUGUGAUAACAACAACAAUGAUUAAAACUCUGUUGACCAUGACUCUAGUUUUGACCAUCAAGUGUGAGGAUAUCAAGCAUGUACAUUUGUUAUUCAUGAACCACCUUGAUGUGGGAUAUGAUGGGUUGCUACCUGAGGAGCUCGGCUUUGUGAACAAUGUGAUAAACAAGUAUUUUGUUGAGUACUUCCCUCGCUCAAUCAAUACUUCCGCUACCCUGAGAGAGUUGGGUUACUAUGAGAAGCAGAUUUAUACGACCCACCCCUGGCUGGUCAGGCUGUACCUACACUGUCCCCCCAACCUGGUCCUAUCAGGGAUAAAACUACAGUGUCCUAAUGAGACAGAAAAGGCAAAGUUCAUAGCUGCAGCAAGACGCGGGGACAUCACCUGGCACGCAGGGCCUAUGAACAUGUACAUGGAGACCAUGGACCCUAUGAUGGUGGGUUUUGGUGUGCAGCUCAGUAUAGACUUAGACAAGGAGCUGGGAAUCAAAAGGAAAUACAGGACGCUCAGUCAACGAGAUGUUCCGGCAAUGACCCAGGCUGUCUUGCCAAUCUUGACAGACCUGGGAAUAGAGGCUGUUAGUGUGGGUGUCAACACUGUAACAGCCCCUCCUGCUGUCCCUCCCAUCUUUAACUGGAAAUUUAAAAACAGCUCUGUCAUUGGAAUCUGGCACCCAGGUGGUUACCCUGAGAACCCUGGCCCCAACCCAGCAAAGCCUUAUGGCCUGUCUCGGAGGGAUUGUGCCACGUUUCCAGGCUUUGAUCAUGCUCUCUGCUUUGCAUUCAGAACAGACAACUCUGGACCACCAAUGGAUUAUAAGGAGGUCCUUGGCUAUUAUGAGAUAGCGAGAUCCCAGUUUCCUGGAGCAGAUGUUCAGUCCUCCUCCCUAGAGGCUUUUGUUGAGGCCUUGAUGCCAUACAAGUCCAAGCUUCCUGUGAUUACAAAGGAGUUUGGAGAUACCUGGAUACAGGGAUCCGCAUCCGAUCCACGUAAAGUGGCAGAGAUGAGGGCAGUGUUCCGAGCCAGGACCAAAUGUCUACAGAGUGAAUCCGGCUGCUCUCUGUCGGAUCCUAGAUUUUACAAUGCCAGCGUUUUUUUCCUGAAACAUGGUGAACACACCUGGGGACUUAGCAGUGUGUUUGACAGUCAUCACUGGAGCAAUGAUGCAUUUUAUCCAAUCAUGAGUAAUCUAAGCUAUGGUUUUGUGAAUGGCACACUGUCUUGGCAAGAACAGCGUAACUUUACAAACCUGGGACUGGAGGCUCUUGGAAAUCAUACCCUGGCCACAGAGAUUGUCCACCAGCUAGGACUGAUCCAGGCCAAAAAGCCCAAUAUGUCAGGAUUUGACAAUGUUGGUUCACCUUCAGAGAUACAGAAAUGUUCCAAUGGUUUUGAAUUUCAAUUUGAUAGCAAGGGUUCUUUAAUACAUUUGAAAGACCCUGCAAGUCAGAAUGUAUGGGCAGACAACACCCACCCUCUAGGGGCAUUUGUAUACCAAACACUUAACCAGACAGAUUUUGACUUCUUUAACCGGAAUUAUCCAUACUCCCCACGCUUUCAGCUGGGCAUAGGAAAGCCCAACAUAUCGGAGGCUAAUGCCACAAGUGGAUACUGGGAUGUCUCCAUGCAGGAUUUGUUUAAGAGUAAAGAGGGAUGUAGUUUUAUUUUCCAUCUUCAAAUGUCCGAUCCGACCAGUAUGUCAAAUUAUGGCGCUCCAGCAGUGAUCUACGUCAAAUACACAGGGAAUGUUGUCUCCAAACAAAUGUCUAGCAUUGAUGUUGAACUCCAGUGGUUUCAGAAACCACCAACUCGAAUGCCAGAGUCAAUUUACUUCAUGUUUCGUCCAAUCAGCAAUCCCAAACUGAGUUGGAAACUCCACAAAGUUGGACAGUUUAUUGAUCCUCUUAAUGUCAUUCUAAACGGGAGCCAGAUUCUGCAUGCGGUAGACAAAGGUGUGUAUUACACAGACAGUAGAAACCAAGGUCUAUCCAUCGACUCGCCUGAUGUGGCCGUCGUCAAUGUGCUGACCCCAGGAAGCCAUCCCAGUGUUAUUCCUGUCCCUCUUAAGCCGAUCAAGGCUGUGGAUGGAAUGGCAUUCAACCUGUUCAACAAUGUCUGGGAUGUCAACUUCAUUUUCUGGUAUCCCUUCGAAAAGAGAGACGUCAACCAAAAGUUUCGCUUUAAACUUAACAUAACUCCUGCUUGAGUGCUGCGUACUGCUCUUGUGAUAUAUUUAAUUCUGUGAUAUUUGCUGUAAUUCCAUUUUAUAUGUGUGUGGAUGGGAGGAUGGAUGUAACAAUAACAUUUUGAUGUAAGGGACAAAUUAUGUAUGAUUCGAUCACCAGAAUGCAAGUAAAAUUGAUAAAUUAAAUUAUGACAUCUGUCACUGUUGCUUGAUAAAAAUAUGCAAUAUGAAAAAUAAUUUUAGAAACCUGGCAGAGUAAUUGAAUGUUUUGUAGGCUUGUGAAAGAAUAAUGUCAUGCUGAUUGUGUGUAGUAUGUACUAAAUGGCUGCAUAGAGUCUGUUUGUUUAAAAUUGUUAUUCCAUUUUUAUAUGAAUUUGUACACUACAAUGAUGCAUGUUGAGUUUUGUUUACCCGGUAUAUUGUACAAAAUUCCUAUUCUUCAUUGUUAAUUAUUAAAUAAUUAUAACUCUC